AUGAACCUAGGGUGGAUAAGAAACAACGGAACAACUGCAGCCAACUGUAUUAAAACCGAUGAACUCUUUGGCGUUGGUGACGCAUGGAACCCAUGGGGUGAAUGGUCAAGCUGUUCCGUGACAUGUGGUAACGGAAUAAGGUCACGUGAGCGCACGUGCAAUGAUGGCGCGUGUCUAGGUCCGACAGAGAUGCACGAGGCAUGUGUGGCGCCGCCAUGUGGCUCCGACACCAUCGUGUGGUCCACCUGGGGCGAGUGGUCUGAGUGUAGCCGCACAUGCGGUGGUGGCUUCCAUACCCGCACACGCACUUGUUCCACCGGAAGUGCCUCUGAUUGUUGUGAGCACGCGGACCCGAGCUCGUGUGGUCGGGAGUAUAAGCAGUCGCGGGAAUGUAUCAACGACGACUGUUACGGAGAAUGGAGUGACUGGCGACCGUGGGAGGCCUGUAACGUCACGUGUGGCGAGGGAACCCAGGAGCGGAGGCGGCAGUGUGAACCCUCGGGAUCCAUGUGUAUUGGGCCCUACUACCAGACACGCCUGUGCUUUACAAACUGUCCCUCUACUGCGAGAAAUUGUAAGUUCAUUUGA
This is a messenger RNA of Mya arenaria, 588 nucleotides long. RefSeq names its product A disintegrin and metalloproteinase with thrombospondin motifs adt-2-like. The transcript has 4 exons. The coding region runs from base 1 to 588 and encodes 195 amino acids. The record is from RefSeq and is a predicted model, not a curated record. NCBI's taxonomy places the organism in Eukaryota, Metazoa, Mollusca, Bivalvia, Myida, Myidae.